Synchytrium microbalum is the source of this 4950-nucleotide messenger RNA. RefSeq lists its product as uncharacterized. The transcript has 14 exons. Gene Ontology annotation, biological process: actin filament organization; protein phosphorylation; vesicle transport along actin filament. Gene Ontology annotation, molecular function: ATP binding; microfilament motor activity; protein serine/threonine kinase activity. Gene Ontology annotation, cellular component: actin cytoskeleton; myosin complex; plasma membrane. The coding region runs from base 1 to 4950 and encodes 1649 amino acids. The record is from RefSeq and is a predicted model, not a curated record. NCBI's taxonomy places the organism in Eukaryota, Fungi, Chytridiomycota, Chytridiomycetes, Synchytriales, Synchytriaceae.
AUGAGUUCUCCGGAGGGUGAGGAGGGCCCCAGAUCCGCAGACUCAACUCGCAAACGCCAGCACGCUGACUUCGUCUUUGGGACAAUAUUGGGGGAGGGUAGCUACUCAACCGUGAUUUACGCUCAGGAGCCUGCAACUGGCAAAGAAUACGCCGUAAAGGUACUGGACAAGCGGCAUAUCAUAAAGGAGAAAAAAGUCAAAUAUGUAUCUAUAGAGAAGGACGUCCUAAACAGGCUCAACGAGCACCCAUUCGUCGUAAAGCUAUACUACUCAUUCCAGGACUCACACUCCCUAUAUUUUGUACUCGAAUUCGCAAAAAAUGGUGACAUGUUGGGCUUUAUACGGAAAUUGGGUGCUUUUGAUUUGGCCGCUACUAGGUGGUAUGCUGCUGAGAUCGUGUCGGGUGUCGAAUACAUUCAUUCGCACAAUGUCAUUCAUCGAGAUCUAAAGCCUGAGAAUAUACUCUUGUCGGAUGAUAUGCACAUAAAAAUAACAGAUUUUGGAACCGCAAAGAUACUAGAUCAACCGCAGACACCAAUACAACCAACUAGAUCAUUGUCUGUCGAGGGAGAGGAGAAGCAAAGGAACUCAUUUGUAGGAACAGCCGAAUAUUGCUCGCCAGAACUACUAAACGAUAGAGCAGCAUCAACAGCCUCAGAUGUAUGGGCUAUAGGAGUCAUAAUAUACCAACUAUUAGCAGGAAGGCAUGCCUUCAAAGCUAGUAACGAAUAUCAAACCUUCCAAAAGAUAACCAAACUCGACUACGCGUUCCCAGACGGGUUCCCACCAGUAGCUAAAGACCUGGUGUCUAAAAUAUUAGUGCUAAAUCCAGAUAUGAGGCCAAGCAUAUCUGAAAUCAAACAGCAUGCCUUCUUUGAAGGCAUUGAUUGGGCAUUGCUUCAUACAACAUCACCACCUAAACUAGUACCAUUCUUACCCGCUAUAUCGAAUCAUAACUCGACUGAUCUGGUAUCAGACUAUGCCGUACAAGGGGAUGGGCUAGAAGAUGAACAGGGGACACCAUUCCAAUUUAGUGCUGCUCCGCCGGAUAUAGACGAUCCCUUCCGAAAGGAAGGUGACGACGACGAUGAUUAUGUAGAUGGUAUAACACCAGCUUUGGGUAACAGAGCUUCAGUUGGAGCAGUGCUAGCCAGUCUGCCAGGCUCGCCGCUACUCACGGCAAAUAGUCCGAUUAGUCCAGACGGUAGAAUAGAGGAAUACAUCCCAUUAGGAGUGACUGGAUCACCCACAUGGAGAUCAAGUGCCGCUAGACCGCCAAGCGGUAAUCGACCUGCCGCUCGAAGUAAUUCUCAACCAAUGACUCCGGAACGGCAAAAAACCCUUGAACGACAACAAACCUCUGUUGUAAGUCCACUGCUACGGCCAAACGAAGUAUUAAUGAAGUACGCCACAGUAAAUAAAAGGAAGGGGCUCUUCUCGAAACGAAGAGGGCUGAUACUCACUGACACUCCACGAUUGUUUUUCUACGAUGAAGACAAGAUAGUAGCUCGUAGUGAGGUGCCGCUAGGCCAUGGGUUUAGGGUAGAGUUGAAAGAUGCUCGUCAUUUCUUUUUGCAUAGUCCUAGAAGGACUUAUUAUCUAGAAGACAUGACGGGGCACGCUGAUGUAUGGGCGUCUAAUUAUAGGCCUCAUAAAAAUGGAGUGGAUGACUUGGUGCUCCUCACUGAUCUUACUGAAUCCGCAAUUGUCGACACACUUCGAAAACAUUACGAUUCAUCUGAAAUUUAUACCUACAUUGGACCAGUCUUGAUCAGUGUUAAUCCAUUUCAAGACAUUCCCAACCUAUACAGUCAACAAACCUUGAUGAAAUACCCUCACAAAUUCAGUUAUGAGAACCCUCCUCACGUCUUUGCUCUGGCUGAAGAUGUUCAUCGCAGCAUGCUCAAGGAAAAGUCUAAUCACUGCGUGAUUAUCAGUGGAGAAUCAGGUGCUGGAAAAACAGAAGCUGCCAAGAAGAUUAUGAGCUAUAUUGCUGCUGUGACUCCAGCGGAUUCGCGCAAUAGCGCCGAUAAUAUUAAGACGAAGCUCUUACAAUCCAAUCCAGUUUUGGAAGCAUUUGGGAAUGCCAAGACACUACGAAACGAUAAUUCAUCUCGUUUUGGUAAAUACAUGGAGAUGGAGUUUUCGUAUAGUGGUGCUCCUACUGGUGGCAAGAUUCUUGAUUAUCUUUUGGAAAAGUCUCGAGUCGUUCAGCAACAAUCUGGAGAACGAAACUUUCACAUAUUCUACCAAAUCUUGGCUGGAUCAUCUUCUGCAGAAAAGAGUCAAUUACAACUCUUCGGCCCCGAGUACUAUCGAUACUUGAACCAGAGCAAUUGUGUGAAGGUUAGCGGUGUUAAUGACGCUUCAGAUUUCAAAGAAGUUCGGGACGCGAUGAAAUCUGUUGGUCUUGGGCAGACUGAAAUCACCGAUAUUCUACACUUGCUAGCUGGAGUCCUUCAUAUUGGUAAUCUGGAGUUCACUGAUGGUUCAAAGGAUGUCUUGUCGAAAGUCAGCAAUCAUGAAGUUUUGGCUAUUGCUGCUGGGAUUCUAAAAGUACAACCAGCUCAAUUGGAAAAGGCUCUUGUCAACCGAACCAUCUUCACCAACAAUGAACGUAUCUCAACUCCGCUCAAGCCCAAUGAAGCAGCACUUGCCCGAGACUCUCUAGCCAAAAACAUUUACGCCAGAAUGUUUAAGUGGAUCAUUGCUCGUUUGAAUGAAAAUCUGGCGUCUUCUGAAGCGAAAAGCUCCAACACAAUUGGUGUGUUGGAUAUUUACGGCUUUGAGAUAUUCGAGAGAAACUCGUUUGAGCAGCUCUGCAUUAAUUAUGCCAAUGAGAAAUUGCACCAAAUCUUUAUCGAGUUGAGUUUGAAGGCUGAGCAAGAAGAGUACGUCCGAGAAGGCAUUCCUUGGCAGAAUGUGCAGUAUCUGAACAACAAGCCGUGUUGUGAAUUAAUUGAGAAGCAACAUCAUUUAAUUGAUUUGCUUGACGAGGAGUGUGUAAUUCCAAACGGUUCUGAUGCGUCAUUGCAUGACAAGCUGCUGAAGAACUUGAAGGGCAAACCUCAUUGGGUGCAGCCUCCCGCAUCUCAGAACUCACAAAAGAUCUUUCAAAUUGCUCACUACGCCAGCAACGUAACAUAUGAGUGCUCUGGCUUCCUUGAGAAGAAUCGAGACACGCUCUUCGUUGACUUGGUCGAGCUUAUGAACAAAAGUUCGAUGACGUUGGGUAAAACACUCUUCGCUGAUGCCAUGCCAGACAAAAAUUCCAAGAAACGUCCUGUUACGGCUGGAGCUCAAUUUAGAACUCAAGUUGGUGCUUUGGUGACAUCGCUAAUGUCGUCUGUCCCAUACUAUAUUCGAUGCAUCAAGCCAAAUGCUACGAAGUCAGCCAAAAGGUUUGAUCAAGACCUAGUUGUCGUUCAAGUACAAUACCUUGGACUGCUGGAAAAUGUUAAGGUCAGAAGAGCAGGGUACGCAUUCCGUCGCUCCUUCAAUCUCUUCUUGCAACGUUACAAGAUGUUGACCUCCACUACUUGGCCAUUCUAUCGUGGUGACGAGUCAAAAGGCUGCAGUAUCAUCAUGCAGCAUCUCAGUAUCGCAGCUACUGAAUUCAAAAUUGGCAAAACCAAGAUUUUCGUCAAGUCUCCAACCACCAUAUUCAAACUUGAAGAGUUACGUGAUGCAGCUGUCGAGAAACUGGUUGUCAAGAUCCAAAGGACUUAUCGGGCUUAUGUUAUGAGACGAUGGUUCUUGGAAUUACGAGCUCUUACACGUGAGCUUGUGUAUGGUAACAAAGAACGUCGCAGAGCUAGCUUGGAACGUAAAUAUAGAGGAGAGUACAUUGAAAUCAGGAAGGGAGAUUUCCAGUCCAUUAUGAAGAGACACGGAGACUCGAGAGUCUUGUUUGCUGAUAAUGUGAAGAAACUGAACCGGUCGUUCAAAUUCGAUCGUAGGGUGCUAGUCAUUACCGAUAAGAAUAUUCAUUGGUUUGCCUUUGAAAGUGGCCGACUUUCCCAUCACAAGUUCCUUCUGCAAGACCAUCUUACGGGUGUUAGCUUGUCAGAAUAUUCAGACAAUUUCAUGUGCAUUCACGCUUCUAGAGCAACAAAUGGAGGGGCAAGGCAGUCUUUGGUAUUCGAGAGCGAACACAAGACAGAGAUUACUGUUGCACUCAAGGAGCACUUUAGUGCCAAAGGUCGUGACACUCAGCUUGAAUUCAAAUUCGUCAACAGUAUCUCAUUUGAAUUCGAGAAGGGCCAAACUCGUACAUUAAGGUUCCAGAAGGGCACCUUUCUACCACUGAAAGUCACUGGGACUGAAGCAGUAGUAUCUGUAGAGGCUGGUCUUCCGAAGACGACAGAUAUACACAUGGACUACGUACCAAUGAAGCAUCGAAAGGAAGGCGCAACCCAUGUUGGCUCGUCCUCACGCACCCUGGCUACUUCAAAUGAGACUGUAUCGCAGACUCCAAGACCAGUAUGGGCCAAAGCAAACACACCAUCAAGUGCCUCUGAAGAUGCCAAGAACAAACCAGAACCAUACAUGCUGAAAAAGAUUUCCUCCAGUCCGAAUGCAACUAUUAGUAAGUCAUUUAAUGCUCCUCCAGCCAGUAAGCCCCAGUAUACCCCAACCACCAUACCAAACACCCAAAGGCCAGUUAUCACAAACAAUGCCACUCAAAUAAAACCAGUGAGCGCACCACCAUCAAACACUGUUGUUCCUCAGGCUCCUGUGAAGAGACCAGCUCCACCACCGCCAAGAAAGACUGAGAAACGAGUGAAGGCUAUAUACUCAUUUGAGCCUAGAGCAGCUGAUGAGCUGAAGAUUGUUGAAAAUAAGGAAUACGUAUAUGUCGGAGAAGCUGACGCUGGGUGGUCUCGUCUCAAAGACACUGUCUCGAGCCGUGAAGGGCUAGUACCUAGUAAUUAUUUUGAGCCAUUGUAA